UCCACGGCGAUGCGCCGUUAACGGCACAGUCGCUCCGCGCUCUUUUCUCUUUCUUCUUCUUCUUCCAUCAUCCCCGCUUUCAGGCGGAGAGAGGACCAGCAUCCCCCCUUCUGCCUCCUCCUUCACUCCCCCCCAAAACCACUCUGGCUGCGUCUCUGUCCGCCGGCGCUGCACCGUCCUUAUCAAUAACAUGGAAAUACCAGGCUGUCGUUCUUCCAUCUAAGACGGAAAGUCUCACCUCACAGAGUCAAGACGGGGGGCACAAUGAGUGAAGAGCCACCGGUCACCCCCAGCUGGCUGACCCCUGACCCCACAGCAUGGGCCAGCGGAGGCGGGGGACCGAUGGACAACAGCACCAGCUUGGGGACUUUCUCGCCGGAGGACUCGCUCCCGCCCAGCCAGCUGCCCCUCCUCGUCAACCCCUGGGACAUCGUGCUGUGCUCGUCUGGGACCCUGAUAGCCUGCGAGAACGCCCUGGUGGUGCUGGUGAUCUGGCAGAACCCGGCGCUCAGGGCCCCCAUGUUCCUGCUGAUCGGCAGCCUGGCGCUGGCCGACCUGCUGGCCGGCCUGGGCCUGGUGCUCCACUUCACCUGUGCCUACUUGCUUCACUCUGACUCGGCCCAGCUGCUGACCGUGGGCCUGGUGGUGGCCUCCUUCUCGGCCUCCGUCUUCAGCCUGCUGGCCAUCACCAUCGACCGCUACCUGUCGCUGUACUACGCCCUCACCUACAACUCGGAGCGGACGGCGGCCUUCACCUACACCAUGCUCGUGCUCCUGUGGGGCCUCUCCCUGUGUCUGGGCCUGCUCCCGGUCACGGGGGUCAACUGCCUGGCGGAGGAGGCGACGUGCAGCGUGGUUCGGCCGCUGACGAAAAACAACAUCGCCGUCCUGUCCGUCUCCUUCCUGCUGCUCUUUGGCCUCAUGCUGCAACUCUACGUCCAGAUCUGCAAGAUCGUGAUGCGCCACGCUCACCAGAUCGCCCUCCAGCACCACUUCCUGGCUGCCACGCCCCACUACGUCACGACGCGGAAGGGCGUGUCGACGCUGGCCAUCAUCCUGGGUACCUUUGCUGCCUGCUGGAUGCCGUUCACUGUCUACUCCCUCAUUGCUGACUACACCUACCCUCCGCUCUAUACCUACGCCACACUGGUGCCUGCCACCUACAACUCCGUCAUCAACCCGGUCAUCUACGCCUUCAGGAACCAGGAGAUCCAGAAGGCGCUGUGGCUGGUGUGCUGCGGCUGUGUGCCUGCCAGCGUGGCCCAGCGCGCAAGGACCCCUAGUGACGUCUGACCGAGCAGACCCAGGUGGGAAGAGAGAGGCGCCCUGGGUCAGCUCUGCUCCUCACUGGGUCUGUCCGGUGUCACGGAGAGCAGCAGCAGGGGGAGGUCAGGGGAAGUGGCAGAGGGCUGUGGCUUCAGCUCUGGCUGGAGAUGUCACUGGCAGAGGCAGUUUGGUUUGUUAUCCACAGCCCACCUGGGCCCAUGGUGUUUUUCCCCCUUAUUUGUUGCAACCACCAUAGGGCAAGGUAUUUCACUGUCUUCCCCAGCAAAGGCAGCCACCGCGCGUGCUGCAUCCCUUCAUCCCGCCCCCACCCCCUCUCCCCGUUCCAGCCGUGCCACGCCCUUCCUCUGCUCUGCAGAGAGCGCUAAGUGCAUCACAUGUUACAGGCAGCAGCUGUAUAUAGAAUGUGCAUAUAGUUAACCACCACCAGACCUUUGGUUGACACGUGCUUGUUUUUGUUCGCACAGGGAGGGGUUAUUGAUUUGCGCCUGUGCGUAAAAGCGCACGGUGGAUUGACAAAGCGGCGCGUGUGCGGCGAGGAGAGGAGAGAAAAAGGAGAGGAAAGAGAGGAGGGGGAGAGUAGAGAGAGUGUGAGCGUCCGCGGUUGAAUACGCAGGCAUUUCCACAGUAAAGCCCGUCUGGAGCAGCAUCCCGGCGCUCUGCUGCUGCACUCUGAACGUGCGUCGAAAGCUAAACAGCCGCGGAGAGCUAAAAAUAGACCCGGGCGCUCUCUGAUCCGCGCCCUGCGUCCUCCACAGACGCCGAGAAAGAAAUCAAGCCGCUUCUUCUUCCUCUUUUUCUCCUCAUCGCCUCUCCAAUUUCCCCCUGUCUUCUUUUCUCCCCGGUUUGUGCGCGAAUGUGUUUUAGUUGUGCUGGCGUCUGGGAGGCUUAAGACAAAGAGCCAGGAGACCCCCACCAUUAACCCCCUCUCCUCCAUUUUUAUGAGUAGCUAUGGCAGCACCAAAUCGAGCAUAGACCUAUUAGAUUAUGUAACCACUUUAUACCCCCUCUCUUUCACCUUUAGAAAUUGCUUUUUGACUGUCUGGAGGUUGCUGCAUUAUUUUACUUUGAGAAAACCCAACAAAUCAGACUUGAUCAUUUUUAAAAUGAUGACACCAAUAUCAAAUAUAUUACCCCUAAAGGAAUCCUCUGAACAUGCAUAGGUGAUUCUCUUCAAAUCUGAAUGUAAUUCCAUUUAUCGGCCCUUAAAGAGCCUCGCCCCCACCACAUCAUAUCUGAUCUGCAUGAUAGACCUCAGUGUAAUUUGCAUGCAACAAGCACAGAUCCCCCCUCUCUCUUUUCAGAGUUCAGUGUGGUAGGUCACACAGGCCACUGGAGGCGAUGUGUCACAGCACCCUGAUGUCACCGUGACCCUAAUAAUUUUGUUUAUGUACCACAGUGUACUUCACAGGUAUCACACUGAAAGAGCUACAGUCAUCACUGGAUGGUUACAAAAUUUGAAUUGUUUCACUGUAUAGAGCAGAUGCGUUUAGGGUUCAGAGUACAGCUCUGCCUUGAGAUCAGCUUACUGUAAUGUGAUAGAAGCCCAAAUCACAACCCAUCCCACCACCACCAGCUGCUCUGACUUACUUUGCUGGUCCCAAAACUAUUCUGCAAACCCGCAAAAACCAUGUAACGCCAAUUCUUCAUUCAUACAGAUCAUGUCAGCAAUAACUAGCCCGUGAAUGGUAGUUAUUUUUUAGAUGUGAAGCAAUACUCAGACAGCAAUAACAUCCACGUCCCACCACAACUUCUUCCCCGCAGAGUGAAGCACCACGACAGGUGGGGAUGUGUUGGUAGUGAACAGGCUCAAAGUGAUGCUUCAGUGGUACAUCUUCAGAUUGGGUGUGUGUGUGUGUGUGUGUAGGAUAAAUCACUCCCGGGCUGGACUCAUCUUGUUCUCGGUGACACCCCUGCCUCAUUCCUCCACGAUCAACCCCUAAACCAGGCUUUGAUCAUUCGUCACACCGGGAAUGAAGUUUUUUUAUUUGUUGUUGUUGCCUCUGCCUUUUUGUGAGCAUACGAACUGUCCUGAGUGUCGUAACCUCAAGUGUCAGUGCGUGAUCUGGGAACUGUGUUUUUCCUUUUUUUUUUUGUGCAUACGGUAUGAGUUGCAUGGCCUCUGGGUGUGUGCAUGUGUGUGUCCGUGCGUGUGUUUGUGAUCCAGCAGCUCAGCAGACCAUAAUCUGUCUCCUUGUGUUGUCAGGGCGGAGGGGAGGGACCAAAACAGGAACAGAAAUUCCUGUUGACCCCCCUCCCCCUGACCUUAAAGGAUAAUGCUGCCAGUCUUCCUGUCAAUUCUGAGAGAAGUGGCCUCGUUACGUGUUUUGUAGAGCUAUUUUGAAGGGAGACAGGACUAGGAUGUGGACGCUCCAGCACUUCAAGCCAAAGUGAGAGGGACUCUGAACGAACUGGGAUCCUAGUCCUGCUGUGUGUUUUCUGUCUCCUCUAUAUCACUAAUAUUCUACUCUACUUUAAAUCAAUCUAGUCUGGCCGAGGCAGGUGUCCGUUAAGUGACCUCUGAAUGAUUCUAUGAGCUAAAAACGGCCGCUUCCAAAUACAAAGAUAAUGCUCCUUUUCUCCUUCCUUGCUGCCUCCCCUCUGGUGAGCCUGAUAGAGGUACUUAAGGAGCUCCCGGUCUUCGUCUUUCUGGACUCAGAUCAGGUGCAAAGCAUUAAAAAAAGAAAAGAAAAAAGAGAAGGGAAUGAGUAAGGAAAGCUAAAGAGCAGCAUUUCUAAGCAUUGGAACGUAGCCUGUGUAUGUGAACUUGUGCACAGUGUCAGACUGAACCCUGUAGUUAUUCGAUGAGCACCAACAGGUCAGGCUGGCACAUCACAAACCAUCACAAACUCUUAUUCCUUUACCUUUGGAGAAAAGUCUAUUUUGUUAUAUUCAUUGAAAAGUUCUAUUUUUUUCCACUUUAGUCUGGCCUGAAUUCUUUCAGAUUCUGAUGUUGUAUGAUAAUAAUGGCGCUGUAAAGCCUUUUUCUGAAUGUAGUAAUAAUCAAAUUGUUUAACUGAUACCCCCCACCCCCCCACCCCUCCUCUUGACUCAUUUGUUUCUGUAAAUAAGGCAUGCAUAAGAGGAGGGACUUUAUACCACCCACCGUGCAUGGUGCUACCAAAGCCAGUCAAACUAAGGGGGAUGAGUUGGGUUGCACCAUUUUUAUUUUUUAUUUUUUUUGGGGGGAAUGACAUUUCUCCACAUCGGCUGUUGGUGUAGAACUUGUUCUGUUACGUUUUAACUUUCCUCGCUUCAAUAUGUACCAGUUUGUAAAGGCUGGUUAAUAAUGGACGAUAUGGCUACACAGAUGGGGGAGAGAGGGGGUGUGGGUGGGUGGGGGUGUUUGAGAAAGAAAAUGGUAUACGACUGAUUGUCUGAUUGGUGAAUGUUUUCCUCUCAUGCAGCCGCCGGUAUUGUUGCAGUAUUGUCUCAUGGUUGAGCAGGUGUGAACAAGGGCUUUGUAUCCAAGGAUAGUUAAAGACUGUGAUGUUGGAUGUAAUACUUCUCUGUAUACACACACCUGUUUAUCUACUGAAUGGUCUCACAGUGUAACAGCACAGGGAUGGACAAAGCCACCAGGGGGGCUUAAAAAAAGGUGUAGCCAACGACGGGAGGUGUCUUUCUGGUGGUUACUAAUCUAGAGCUAAAUAUCAAAACACUCAAGGGCCUGUGAAUGUGUGUGUGUUUUGGGGUGGGGGUUGGAGAUAAGGGGGGACACCACAGUAACAGCAUCUUGUGUAGACGUAUGCAUAGUUUUCAAUGUGAAAUGCACUUUAUUUUUUGGAUGAAAAUGGCACAACAAAUUAAGUAUCUGCAAAAUGAAACGUAUUAACGAUAAUCAACAUGCACUAACUUAACUGAGAUAUUGUAAAAAACAAAAACAAAAAAAAACAUUUGUGUGAACGUGGUGUCUAUUUUUCCAAGGUGUUAGUUGUACUUUUUAUUGCUUUGGUUAGUUCACUCCACUGAGAGAUCUUGUUAAUUUUGUAUUAAAAACAAACAUGUGCUGUGCAUAAAA
Messenger RNA from Lates calcarifer (barramundi perch), 5305 nucleotides. It is a transcript of the gene gpr12, whose product is annotated as G protein-coupled receptor 12. The record is from RefSeq and is a predicted model, not a curated record. Gene Ontology annotation, cellular component: membrane. The transcript has 2 exons. Gene Ontology annotation, molecular function: G protein-coupled receptor activity. Lineage: Eukaryota; Metazoa; Chordata; Actinopteri; Centropomidae. The coding region runs from base 265 to 1293 and encodes 342 amino acids. Gene Ontology annotation, biological process: G protein-coupled receptor signaling pathway.